UACUGGAACAAGGGUCCUUUCCCCUACUACCCACCCAUGUCCCCUUAACUUUCCCUUCCUAUCUUGCCUCAAACUGUGUGUCACAUAACAAGGAAAGGCUCGUGGCCACAGUCCGCAGUGGAAUAUUCCAGCUAACACCUAAGGGUUACCUAUCCAUAUGAUCCCAGGAAAUUGUCAGUGGAUAGAAGUGGAUGUCCAGAACUCCCAUGGCUUCAGGAAUUCACUAUUGUUCUUUCAGAAAGCAGGGGGGAGUACAGAGAUGGCUUAACUGUUAGAAAAAAAAAAAAACUGCCUUGUCUUACAAACCUAAGAACCUGAGUUUGAGACAGGCAGUGGUGGUGGUGCACGCCUUUAAUCCCAGCACUCGGGAGGCAGAGGCAGGCAGAUCUCUGAGUUCCAGGACAGGCUCCAAAGCUAAACCCUGUCUCGAGAAACAAAACAACAACAACAAAAACCUGAGUUUGAUCACAACCUAGAAGUUGAGGUUGGUGUGUGUACCUGUAUUUCCAGUGCUGAGAGGCAGACAGUAGGGUCCCUGGGAUUUGCUGGAUAGUCAGCCUCACGGAAUCUGUGACCUCCAGGUGAAAAAGAGCCCCUGUCUCAAAAUAAUAGGGUGGACAACGCUACUGAGGAACUACACUCAACAUCGACCUCUGGUGUCCAUGGGCAUCCAAACACCUACACACAGGUACGUACAAAGUGAGCUAGUAUGGUCACAGAAGUCAGGCAGGAGAGUUAGACAGGUCAACCAAGAUUAGAGACCAGCACCCAGCAGCCCUCAGAGCUGGCAGGAAGAGGCACUUCCCGUAGGGCUGGGGAGAAGCCUCCCUACCCUCCCUGGAGGGAAGGGAGUCUCCAAGGAAGUGAAAUCUCUAGGAGGAGGCCCUGAGUCUGUGGAGGUGCGUCUUCCGGGAGAGGAUGGGGGGCAGGAAUCCCUGGUGCACAGCCUCCAGGGGCUGUCCUUCACCGGGAUCGCCUUCUCCUGGGCACCGCUUCGCGCCUGGCUCCAAGGAGAGCUGCUCUGCGGGGUACCCCGCGUAACGGCGGAAACUGAGCGGUGGGCGGGACCUGGCGCCGCCCCGCCCCCGCGCUUCCUCCUCUUUCACUUUCCUUUCCGCGGAAAGCGGGUCGGGUCCUGCCUCUCGAGUAUGGACGACCUGGACUGCGAUUCCACCUGGGAGGACGAGAGCGAGGAGGACGGCGAGGACGGCCAGGCGGAUGAUACGGGCGAUGAGGACACGGGCGACGAGGACGGCGACGCGGAGGAGGCACGGCCAGGCGUGUUCCAGUCUAGGAUGACAGGGUACCGAAACUGGCGAGCUAUGCAGGACAUGCGAAGGUACCGACACCACUACCCGGAUUUGGCAGAUCAAGACUGCAAUGGCGACAUGUCCAACCUGAGUUUCUACAAAAAUGAGAUCUGCUUCCAGCCAAACGGUUUUCUCAUUGAGGACAUUCUUCAGAAUUGGAAAGACAACUAUGACCUCCUUGAAGAGAAUCACUCCUACAUCCAGUGGCUGUUUCCUCUGAGGGAACCAGGAGUCAACUGGCAUGCCAAGCCCCUCACACUCAAAGAGGUCGAGGCAUUUAAAAGCUCCAAGGAGGUCAGAGAGCGUCUUAUCCGGGCCUAUGAGCUCAUGCUGGGCUUUUAUGGAAUCCAACUUGAAGACCGGGAUACAGGUGCUGUCUGCCGUGCACAGAACUACCAGCUGCGCUUCCACAACCUGAACAGUCACAGCCACAACAACCUGCGCAUCACACGUAUCCUCAAGUCGCUGGGCGAGCUGGGCUUAGAGCACUACCAGGCGCCGCUGGUCCGCUUCUUCCUGGAGGAGACACUAGUGCAGCACACAUUGCCCAGCGUGCGCCAGAGUGCCCUGGACUACUUCCUCUUUGCUGUGCGCUGCCGGCACCAGCGCCGGCAGCUCGUGCACUUUGCAUGGGAGCACUUCAAGCCUCGCUGCCAGUUUGUCUGGGGGCCCCGUGACAAGCUUCGGAAAUUCAGGCCCCAGGCUACACCCCAGCCCCUGAUGGUACUAGAGCAGGCAGAUAAGGACGAGGGCUCCAGGAACCCCUUCCAAGAGGCUGGCACCCAGGGUCGGACCUAUGGAUCUGGAAGGGACCUGAGUGGGGACACUGGAACUGAGGAUCCCUCACUGCUGAGCACACAGCCCCAGGAUGUGGGAACCUUGGAUGGGGACAAGAGGGAUGAGGCUGAGUCACUGAGCCCCAAAGAGAGCAAGAAGAGGAAGUUGGAGGGGAACAGGCAGGAGCAGACCCCAGGGGAGUCAGAUCCCCAGGGUGUCUCUGAGGUAGAGAAAAUUGCCCUCAACCUUGAGGGGUGUGCCCUCAGCCCUGUCAGCCAGGAACCCAGGGAGGCUGAACAGCCCUGUCCUGUUACCCAUGAGGCCAGGAUGGCUGAUGAGGUAAGAAAACGGAGGAAGGUGGAGGAGGGGGCUGAGGGUGAUGGACCUGCCAGUAACCAUAACACUGAAAUGCAGGCCCAUGCCCCGCCUCCUACACCUUCAGAGUGUCCUGAGGCCCAAAAGGAUGGGAACAGGCCAGAGGACCCAGAAAGCCAGGUGGGGCCAGAGCAAGGUGCCUCUGUGAAUUUGGUGGAGGAUCCUGGGAGCCUGGUGGAGGACCCUGGCCCUGACACCACAGGAAUCUCAGUGGAUGAGUCAGAGGAGUUGGCAAGGGUAGGGGCCUCUGCUGAACCCCUGAAGCCUUAGAGGUGCAUCUCAGUCCCACUAGCCCACUGCAGGGGUUCUCGUGAGUCCCAGAGCCCUGCUCUUGGCUCUUCUCAGUGCCCCACAGUGCUGGCCUCUCCCUGGUGGUCACUGAAACGUCCACCAGAGGGACUGAGGCCCUGCCCUCAGGGAAGGCCACUGCCUUCAGAACCCUCCUUACCUCACUGUGUCCUCCCCCACUGCCCUCUGAGCCCCAUGUUUGUGAACAGACCCCACGGGUCGGGGAGGGGGGAGGGGCCUCUUUUCUUAGUCUGGUGCCAAGUGAGGCCUUUUCUGAAUAAACUCUUCAGACUUUG
Messenger RNA from Peromyscus californicus insignis, 3046 nucleotides. It is a transcript of the gene Ogfr, whose product is annotated as opioid growth factor receptor. Gene Ontology annotation, molecular function: opioid growth factor receptor activity. The record is from RefSeq and is a predicted model, not a curated record. Gene Ontology annotation, cellular component: membrane. The transcript is spliced from 7 exons. Lineage: Eukaryota; Metazoa; Chordata; Mammalia; Rodentia; Cricetidae. The coding region runs from base 1149 to 2732 and encodes 527 amino acids.